ACGGUCUAACUCUACCUACAACUUCAAGCCCGUCUCUCACCGAGCUUGACUUUCCCCCGAUCUAACCGUCAACACCAUCGGCUUCACUUAACGAUAUUUCUCUUCGUACCCCAGCACGCCACAGAUCAUUUGUCAUCAUUGGAAGAAAUUCGGAAACCACAACAAGAAGGCGACAAUAACCAGGAUGGCAGAGACUCAGGACAAGUUUCCCCUUCACACUGCAGCCCGCGAGGGCAAAGUCUCCGUCGCAGAAACUAUUCUCAAGACGGAGCCUAAGCUCGCUGUACGAGAAGACGAUGAUGGCAGGCUUCCCAUACACUGGGCCGCGUCCUCCAACUGCAUCGACAUUAUCAUUCUACUUACGCAGAUUCGUAGCUUUGACCCUGAUGUCCAAGAUGGCAGCGGUUGGACGCCGCUGAUGAUCUCUGCAAGCCUUAAAGAUGGCGAAGAUCUUGUAAAUUUACUUCUCCAAAAGGGCGCCGAUGUCAACCUGAAGAACCAUAACGGACAGGUGAGUAGGAGGAGGUUCACAAUACUAUCCUCUCUCAGAUUCGGGGUCUGAUUCGGUUUGACUUCAGGGUGUUCUGCACUUUGUGGCAUCCAAAAACAACUUAGACGUCGCAAAGAAGCUUCUCAACCACGACCCGCCCGCGUCUACCAAGAUCCGCGACAAACGCAGUCAGUAUGCC
Colletotrichum phormii is the source of this 689-nucleotide messenger RNA. Its product is annotated as ankyrin repeat-containing domain protein. NCBI's taxonomy places the organism in Eukaryota, Fungi, Ascomycota, Sordariomycetes, Glomerellales, Glomerellaceae. The record is from RefSeq and is a predicted model, not a curated record. The transcript is spliced from 5 exons. The coding region runs from base 185 to 562 and encodes 125 amino acids. Gene Ontology annotation, molecular function: protein binding.